Messenger RNA from Wyeomyia smithii (pitcher-plant mosquito), 2773 nucleotides. It is a transcript of the gene Rab6, whose product is annotated as ras-related protein Rab6. The record is from RefSeq and is a predicted model, not a curated record. NCBI's taxonomy places the organism in Eukaryota, Metazoa, Arthropoda, Insecta, Diptera, Culicidae. Gene Ontology annotation, molecular function: GTPase activity; GTP binding. The transcript is spliced from 6 exons. The coding region runs from base 607 to 1239 and encodes 210 amino acids.
CUCUCGAAGUCAGCGAAAAGUGUAAUGUCACUAGUUUUUCACCGCAGAGAGUGAGCAAGUACGCGAAUGCAGAAGUGUUCCUUCCGUUAGCUUGCAGUCGGAAUCGACCACGGCAAAUUAAAGCUAGUUCGCGUUUCGUGGAACAACGUUUAACGGUGUACGGUCCGGCCCGGAGUGACCCAGGUUUAUUGAUCCGAAAAGUGUGUAGCGUGCGUUUGCGGCGCUGUUUCGUUUCCCCGUCGAAGAAGGGUGGAGUGCAUUUUUUUCCUCCCUGCUGGCCUGACUGGAAUCCGCCUCGGUGUUCUGUGCUCGGGUGAAAGAAAAUUUCUCCUCCCUCUAAGCGCUUAAAAAAAGUGAUAUGUGUACUGGUGCUUAAUGCGGAGGUGCUUUUUCUGGAGUUAGUGAAUGAAUGAAAAGUGCGAGCUCAAGCAAAAAAGUAUCUAGAGUUAAGUGUUCUGUUGUCUCACUGUUGCCUUAGGAGGAAAGUUGUAGUCAGUGCAGAUUGCCAACUAGUUUGGCGAUUGAAACUCAGCAGCCAGUGCUUCGUGUUGAGUGACUCCAGUAAAGCGUAAACCCCUAGUAAGGCAGAGCCAGUAACCAUCGACAAUGUCGUCAUCCGGCGAUUUUGGCAAUCCGCUGCGGAAGUUCAAGCUGGUGUUUCUGGGCGAGCAAAGUGUUGGGAAAACAUCGCUUAUCACCCGAUUUAUGUACGACAGCUUCGAUAACACAUACCAGGCAACGAUUGGUAUAGACUUCCUGUCAAAAACCAUGUAUUUAGAAGACCGAACAGUACGAUUACAGCUGUGGGACACUGCCGGACAGGAACGAUUCCGAUCGCUAAUACCUUCCUACAUUCGGGACUCAACCGUAGCCGUAGUAGUGUACGAUAUUACAAAUGCAAAUUCAUUCCACCAAACAUCGAAAUGGAUUGACGACGUCCGGACGGAGCGUGGCAGUGACGUAAUCAUAAUGCUGGUGGGCAACAAAACUGACCUCUCCGACAAGCGCCAGGUUUCAACGGAGGAGGGCGAACGGAAAGCUAAAGAACUGAAUGUGAUGUUCAUCGAAACUAGUGCGAAGGCUGGCUACAACGUGAAACAGCUGUUCCGAAGAGUGGCCGCCGCACUGCCCGGUAUGGACUCGACUGAGAAUAAGCCACCAGAAGAUACUGUCGAUCUGCAGACUCAGCCUUCAAAUUCCGGAGACCAGCAGGACUCAGAGGGUGGUUGCAUGUGUUAAAACAGCGACGAAGUUCAUGAAGACCGAAUCAUUAACAAUUACAACUGCAUCCUACAAAAAAAACAUGCCGAAGCGAGCUGUGGUUUUGGUUUAUUAUUAUCGAUUUUUUAACUACUCCCAAUUCAAGGAUAUUUAAUAGAAGAUGCAGGUUUAAAAUCAAAACAAACAAGCGACUGUUCGUGAAAACUGUGGCAAAAUGGAAGAGAGUUCAAUUAAACGAAAAAGGGAUAAAACUAGGAUUUAACAAUUUAGCUAUGCAGUAACCAAAGCGAAGUUUCACAAAAUAUACAAACUCAUGCAUAAACUGAUUUAGGAAGAAAAACACAACGCAUUAGCUAAGCGCGAAUCAUGCAGUAGCACAAUCUUACAGCAGAAUAAUUUAACAAAUAACCGCAUUAUUACCUACUCUGUUCCCCUUAAGCUUAGCGAUUGUUCAAAACAAUCUGUUAAGCCGUUCACUAGUUGUAAAAGUAAUGGUUUGUUUAAAACACCUUUUGCACUCUGGAAAAAAUACAAUCAUAAGUAUCGUAAAAAUAACGAAUAGGAAACCCACGUUUUACCAUCAAAACCGAUCUUAGAUACUGACAGGAUCCUCCUGUCAUGGAGCCAUGCUUUCGUUAACGGGACAUGACUCAUAAAUAAAACGGCGAAAUUCUAAAGGGUUAAUGCUUAGACGCGUCAUCGUCAUCAACCUCUCACUCACUACGCGCAAAGCGUUUCAUUACGUUAAAAUUGAUGCAUCCAUUUUGCUUUCCACCAUCGCCACUAUCAUUGAAUGUGUCUGUGUUUUGCGCAGGGAAUAAUUAACUACCUACUAAAAUGAAUAGUACUAAAGUUGACAUGUCGCCGUGUUGCUCAUUAAAAGUGUGAACUAGAAAGCAGGUGAAAUUUAGAUAAAAGUUAUAACUUGAACAUCCGUUGUUAGAGCAGCAUUAUUUUAAAUGCAAAGCGCCGCUGAAUAAAUGUGCAUUGCAGAAACACGUGACGCGAGUGAUCCAUGCUAACUUAAAAUAAAAGAUGAGCUUUAGAUUGAAAAGGAAAUUGUGACAACUAGGAGCUAGUUUUUAUAUUCAGAUAGAAGUGAUUAGGAAAGUUGUACUCGUCACUGAACCUAAUAACCAACCAUAGAAUAUACAAUGAACUGAAAUAUUUGAAAGAUUUUCAAAACUGUAUCCUAAUCAGCAUCGUUUUGAAAUUCCUAAAAUAACGAGAAACAUAAUUCGAAAACCUGAUGGAACUAUCAAAAAUUCACUGAAUUAAACGAACAAUUAUUUCCAUAAUCACUUCUACCUGAGCAACACGAUCUUCACGCAAAAAAAAACCUUAUACAAUUAGCCAUCGAUUUGCUACGCUAGACUUAUGCGGAAUAGCAAGCAGAGGGCGACUGCAACGGUAAUUGUACUACAAAACUGAGCAAAACCAUAGGAGAAUAUAAAAAUUUUAAAUAUAAAACUUACCGCUUAAAUAUGAUAGGCAUUACUAAACGAAAACAAAAACCAGUCAACCACCUUCAUUAACUCAUCAAAUCGGAAAA